Messenger RNA from Pan troglodytes (chimpanzee), 3908 nucleotides. RefSeq names its product transient receptor potential cation channel subfamily C member 4 (gene TRPC4). Gene Ontology annotation, cellular component: cation channel complex; plasma membrane. The transcript has 11 exons. Gene Ontology annotation, biological process: calcium ion transmembrane transport; regulation of cytosolic calcium ion concentration. The coding region runs from base 729 to 3662 and encodes 977 amino acids. Gene Ontology annotation, molecular function: protein binding; store-operated calcium channel activity; inositol 1,4,5 trisphosphate binding. The record is from RefSeq and is a predicted model, not a curated record. NCBI's taxonomy places the organism in Eukaryota, Metazoa, Chordata, Mammalia, Primates, Hominidae.
GGAGCGCACUGAAGUCCAACACGCCUGCAGAGACCGCCCUAAGCCUGGAGGUGUGUCUGGCUUGCAUCCAGGACCACAGGGUGGAUUCUCGCCACCGACUUGGUUGGAUGACGGCUGGCUGGUGGUGAGCUCCCCUGCCCACUGGCUGACCUCAAGCAGUUGGCCCCGGUAGGUGGAGGCUAUUCGAGGGGGACAAGCUGGGGACGCAGCGUCAGCUCCUGCCAGCGCGCGGGUCUCCUCCACCUCCAAGCAGUGUGGUGCGUGGGACGCGCAUCUUCCCGGACUAUCCCUUUCCAGCGCGGUCUGUGCGGACCCCGAGCCCGGCAGCCACCAGGGACGGAGGGCGGGGUGCCUUUCUCUGGGCUCAUCCGCUGUCAGCCGUGGGAACUCUUAACUUUAUCCAGAGGGAUCGGUGCAGGCGGGGGUGGGAGAGGUUCUCCUCCCCUGGCGGUUACCUCCCCCUCCCGGGCCGCCCCUCCCCCGCCUCCCAUGGCUUCGCUUUCAGAGCAUCCUCACUCCGCCCAGUUCGGUGCCAGCUGCGUGGGCUCCAGCUUCGUUCGUUUUCCUUGGAAUGCUCCAAAACUCAGCAGCGACUAAGGGAAUUCCAUUGGAAUUUGCCGGGCGUGCUCUCACCCCGCACGGCACCCGCGCCGUCCGUCCUCGGAUCCCGUCACUUCAGCCCGAAGAUUGCAACUUUGCAGAGACAAAGAAAUAGCAUGGCAUGAAACAUGGCUCAGUUCUAUUACAAAAGAAAUGUUAAUGCUCCCUAUAGAGACCGCAUCCCUCUAAGGAUAGUAAGAGCAGAAUCAGAACUCUCGCCAUCAGAAAAAGCCUACUUGAAUGCUGUGGAAAAGGGAGAUUAUGCCAGUGUCAAGAAAUCCCUAGAGGAAGCUGAAAUUUAUUUUAAAAUCAAUAUUAAUUGCAUUGAUCCUCUCGGAAGAACUGCUCUCCUCAUUGCAAUUGAAAAUGAGAACUUGGAGCUCAUCGAACUACUCUUAAGCUUUAAUGUCUAUGUUGGAGAUGCUCUAUUACAUGCUAUCAGAAAAGAAGUCGUCGGAGCUGUUGAGCUGUUAUUGAACCACAAAAAACCUAGUGGAGAAAAACAGGUGCCUCCUAUACUCCUUGAUAAGCAGUUCUCUGAAUUCACUCCAGACAUUACACCAAUCAUUUUGGCAGCCCAUACAAAUAAUUAUGAGAUAAUAAAACUCUUGGUUCAGAAAGGAGUCUCAGUGCCUCGACCCCACGAGGUCCGCUGUAACUGUGUGGAAUGCGUGUCCAGUUCAGAUGUGGACAGCCUCCGUCACUCACGCUCCAGACUCAACAUCUACAAGGCCUUGGCCAGUCCCUCUCUCAUUGCACUGUCAAGCGAAGAUCCUUUUCUCACAGCCUUUCAGUUAAGUUGGGAACUUCAGGAACUGAGCAAGGUGGAAAAUGAAUUCAAGUCGGAGUAUGAAGAGCUGUCACGGCAGUGCAAACAAUUUGCUAAGGACCUACUGGAUCAGACGAGAAGUUCCAGAGAACUGGAAAUCAUUCUUAAUUACCGAGAUGACAAUAGUCUCAUAGAAGAACAAAGUGGAAAUGAUCUUGCAAGACUAAAAUUGGCCAUUAAGUACCGUCAAAAAGAGUUUGUUGCCCAGCCCAAUUGUCAACAGCUGCUGGCAUCUCGCUGGUACGAUGAGUUUCCAGGCUGGAGGAGAAGACACUGGGCAGUGAAGAUGGUGACAUGUUUCAUAAUAGGACUUCUUUUUCCUGUCUUCUCUGUGUGCUACCUGAUAGCUCCCAAAAGCCCACUUGGACUGUUCAUCAGGAAGCCAUUUAUCAAGUUUAUCUGCCACACAGCCUCCUAUUUGACUUUUUUGUUCCUGCUGCUGCUUGCCUCUCAGCACAUCGACAGGUCAGACUUGAACAGGCAAGGUCCACCACCAACCAUCGUCGAGUGGAUGAUAUUACCGUGGGUCCUGGGCUUCAUAUGGGGAGAAAUUAAACAGAUGUGGGAUGGCGGACUUCAGGACUACAUCCAUGAUUGGUGGAAUCUAAUGGACUUUGUAAUGAACUCCUUAUAUUUAGCAACAAUCUCCUUGAAAAUUGUUGCAUUUGUAAAGUACAGUGCCCUUAAUCCACGAGAAUCAUGGGACAUGUGGCAUCCCACUCUGGUGGCAGAGGCGUUAUUUGCUAUUGCAAACAUCUUCAGUUCUCUGCGUCUGAUCUCACUGUUUACUGCGAAUUCUCACCUGGGACCUCUGCAAAUAUCUCUGGGAAGAAUGCUCCUGGACAUUUUGAAGUUUCUAUUCAUAUACUGCCUUGUGUUGCUAGCAUUUGCAAAUGGCCUAAAUCAAUUGUACUUCUAUUAUGAAGAAACGAAAGGGUUAACCUGCAAAGGCAUAAGAUGUGAAAAGCAGAAUAAUGCAUUUUCAACGUUAUUUGAGACACUGCAGUCCCUGUUUUGGUCAAUAUUUGGGCUCAUCAAUUUAUAUGUGACCAAUGUCAAAGCACAGCAUGAAUUUACUGAGUUUGUUGGUGCCACCAUGUUUGGGACAUACAAUGUCAUCUCUCUGGUUGUUCUACUCAACAUGUUAAUAGCUAUGAUGAAUAAUUCUUACCAACUGAUUGCUGACCAUGCAGAUAUAGAAUGGAAAUUUGCACGAACAAAGCUUUGGAUGAGUUAUUUUGAAGAAGGAGGUACUCUGCCUACUCCCUUCAAUGUCAUCCCGAGCCCCAAGUCUCUCUGGUACCUGAUCAAAUGGAUCUGGACACACUUGUGCAAGAAAAAGAUGAGAAGAAAGCCAGAAAGUUUUGGAACAAUAGGGAGGCGAGCUGCUGAUAAUUUGAGAAGACAUCACCAAUACCAAGAAGUUAUGAGGAACCUGGUGAAGCGAUACGUUGCUGCAAUGAUUAGAGAUGCUAAAACUGAAGAAGGCCUGACCGAAGAGAACUUUAAGGAACUAAAGCAAGACAUUUCUAGUUUCCGCUUUGAAGUCCUGGGAUUACUAAGAGGAAGCAAACUUUCCACAAUACAAUCUGCGAAUGCCUCGAAGGAGUCUUCAAAUUCGGCAGACUCAGAUGAAAAGAGUGAUAGCGAAGGUAAUAGCAAGGACAAGAAAAAGAAUUUCAGCCUUUUUGAUUUAACCACCCUGAUUCAUCCGAGAUCAGCAGCAAUUGCCUCUGAAAGACAUAACAUAAGCAAUGGCUCUGCCCUGGUGGUUCAGGAGCCGCCCAGGGAGAAGCAGAGAAAAGUGAAUUUUGUGACCGAUAUCAAAAACUUUGGGUUAUUUCAUAGACGAUCAAAACAAAAUGCUGCUGAGCAAAAUGCAAACCAAAUCUUCUCUGUUUCAGAAGAAGUUGCUCGUCAACAGGCUGCAGGACCACUUGAGAGAAAUAUUCAACUGGAAUCUCGAGGAUUAGCUUCACGGGGUGACCUGAGCAUUCCCGGUCUCAGUGAACAAUGUGUGUUAGUAGACCAUAGAGAAAGGAAUACGGACACACUGGGGUUACAGGUAGGAAAGAGAGUGUGUCCAUUCAAGUCAGAGAAGGUGGUGGUGGAGGACACGGUUCCUAUAAUACCAAAGGAGAAACAUGCAAAAGAAGAGGACUCUAGUAUAGACUAUGAUCUAAACCUCCCAGACACAGUCACCCACGAAGAUUACGUGACCACCAGAUUGUGAUACUUGAAGGAGGAAGCGUUUACCAUACACAUACGUAUUUUCCGUAGUGCUCUGGGUGGGGGAAAAUGUUUAAAUUGUAUUAGCAAAUGCUAACUUACACUUUAUAGCUUUUAUCAGCUGUGGCAUAUUAACCUGUAAUAUGUUUAAAUAAGGCAAAGGCAAUCAAAAACCUUUUUGUUUUGUAGCCUGCUUUUGCUUUCACAAUUUGUCUUACAAUUGUUUUUGUUAAUAAAUAAAUGCACCUUG